CCGAUGUGAUCUUAAGGUUUCUUAUGAAUGAUUCAUCAAAAAUCAAGGACUGCAGACUUCACCACACAUGAUGCUGUUUUCUUUUCAUGGAAUGCAUGGGUAAUGUAUCUUAUGUUGUAUCCAUCCAUCUCUCUCUCUUAUAUAUGAAUCAUGGCACGUUUCAGCUGUACAAAAUGUAUAGUCAUCUCUCUUUUACUUUGCACAUCCUAUUUCUUAUUCUUGGACGUGCCUAUGAAAUACAAACCCAUGGAGACUGCUGUACACAACCGGAUUAAAAAUACCAUAGAUAUAGGAUCACAUAUUCAGAGAUGGAGCUGGAUAUCAACACAGAACUCAAGAGAAACAUUGGACACUAAAGUGAUAAAUAACUAUACACAGAGAAGAGAAAGGGAUGUGGUGGGCAAUGUGAAACCUCAACAAAGGGAACCUUGGAAAAUAUUGGGCUGGAGGAAAAAAAUUAUGCAGAGAAAUCUGAGAGAAAAGGUUCAUGUUUGGAACGAAAAUAUGUCAUCCAAGGACUUGAAUCCUAGAUUGCAAAAAGUGAGGAGAGGUUAUCAGAUAAUGAACAAAUAUAAUGUCACAUUUCAAGGAAAACUUGGGCAGAGGCUUAGGCCAACGGAAAUUCUUUGUAAUCUAAGAAACAGGGUGAACAUGAGUACUAUUAGAAAAACUGACUUGCCUAGAAGUGAUUAUUUCUGGACCGACUAUCUCCCUAUUGACACCCUGCAGGAAAAGGUUGGAAAACUAGGACGGUGUGCUGCUGUGUCUUCAGCAGGCUCCAUAAAGUCCUCAGGACUUGGACCCGAGAUCGACUCACAUGAUGCUGUUUUAAGGUUCAACGCAGCUCCAACAUCCGGAUUUGAGGCUGAUGUGGGAUCAAAAACUACCUUACGUUUGCUAAACUCCCAGCUGGUUUCUCGGCCUGAACUUAUGUUCCUGGAAGAUCCUAUGUAUAAAACUGGGAUACUAAUCAUGUGGGACCCUGUACCAUAUAAAGUAGAUCUUCCGCAGUGGGUCAAGAAGCCAGACUAUGAGUUCUAUAAACAUUAUAUUAAAUACCGAAAAGAGAAUCCUGAUCAACCCUUUUACAUCCUGAACCCUCUCAGUACCUGGCAGCUCUGGGACAUCAUUCAGGAGAAUGCACCUGAGAAAAUCCAUCCCGACCCUCCAUCAUCAGGUUUGCUGGGAAUCUUAUUGCUUAUGAAUCUCUGUGACCAGGUCAAUGUGUAUGAGUUCCUUCCAUCGAAACGACGUAGUGACCUAUGUUAUUACUACCAGAAAUUUUAUGAUCAAGCAUGCACAAUGGGGGGGUACCAUCCACUCAUGUAUGAGAAAAACCUAGUAAAGAAGAUCAACCAAGGCGGUGAUAGAAACAUUUACUACAAUGGAAAGGUCACACUGCCUGGACUCGAGAAGCUGCAGUGCGAGACAGAUUGAUAAAGUAUGUAGAAAAAACAGGAAUGUAAAGGAUGAAGGAGACUUGAGGAAUAUGAAGGGUUAUGUAGGUUUUAUAAUUUGUAAGGAGCUGCUAUUUUGAAGCAGAAUUCCUGUGUAUAACAUAUGUUUUGAAAAGCUUUUUAAAGCGUUUCAUUUAUAUUAUAAGA
This is a messenger RNA of Spea bombifrons (plains spadefoot toad), 1604 nucleotides long. It is a transcript of the gene ST6GAL1, whose product is annotated as ST6 beta-galactoside alpha-2,6-sialyltransferase 1. Lineage: Eukaryota; Metazoa; Chordata; Amphibia; Anura; Pelobatidae. The coding region runs from base 151 to 1437 and encodes 428 amino acids. Gene Ontology annotation, molecular function: sialyltransferase activity. The transcript is spliced from 7 exons. The record is from RefSeq and is a predicted model, not a curated record.